AAUCGGCGGAAUUUCGUUCUGUUGUUAAUAGCGAAGUAACAGAAUCCCACAAUGAGUUUAGAGGGCCGAUCGGCAGCACAGGACUUGAGCUCCGAGACAGAUUCGAUCAAAGAUGAAGAAAGAACCGCAGGCCGUAAACACAAGAAGCAUCAUAAGCACAAGGAUCAGAAGUCGAAGAAGCAUAAAAAGCAUAGGCGCCACAAAGAGCCCAAGGAUGAGGAGAAAGACCCCAACAUUCAGGAUCUCGAGCUCGAGGAGCUCGAAAGGAAGAAACUCGAGCUCUUGAAGUCGCUCCAAAUGGUCGAAGGGGAAGACGGAAAACCCGCAAGCGAUACAACCCGGAGACUCGUGGUCACGAAAUCCGACGACGGAGGCCUGAGCGUGAAAACAAAUCACAGCAACGGCAGCGACGAGUUCGCCGACAACACGAGCUCGAAGAACGGAGCGAGCUCAAAGGAAACUCAUACAAAGUCCUCCGAUAGUCAUCGCUCUGAAACGAAACGCGACAGAGACGAGGAUGCCGAUCGACGCAAGGAAGCGAGGAAGCGAGAAAAGCACCAACAACGUGAAAAGGAAAAACUCGAGAUGAGGUCUCGCGAAAGAGAGAGGGAGCGCGAGAAGGAGCGUGAGCGGGAACGCGAGAAAGAACGGGAAAGAGAGCGCGAGAAGGAACAGCGAGAGCGGGAAAAAGAACAGCGGGAAAGGGAGCGCGAGCGCGAGAGAGAAAGAGAACGUGAGCGAGAAAAAGAGCGCGAGAAGCAACGAGAACGCGAGAAGGAGCGAAAUCGGAUGAAACAGUUACAUCGGGAUCGGGAAAACGAUCGACACCGGGAUCACCGUCGGCGAGACGACGACAGGCUCCGUAGAGGCGACAACCGAAGCUCAGAUAGUCGAAGAGACCGAGAGAUCCGCCGGGGUGGGGACAACGAGAGACAAAGUCGGCGGAACGAGCGCCGCAGUCGGAGCCGAGAAGCUGACGAUCAUCACAACAACGGCUCGAAGCGACGCAACCGCAGACUCGCAAGGGAUUCCUCCUCGGACAACAGCGACAACGAGGAGAUCGAGAUAAAGGACGAGGACGAGGAUCUGGACGAAGAGGAGCUCAUCGAGAGAUCCAGAAAACAGCGACAGGAGCUGUUGGCGAGACUCGGUAAAACAUCGUCGACAUCUGACCGGAAGGUCGAGCCUCCCGAGGCUCACAGCUUCAGCUCACCCGGUACUUCUACCCAAGACGGUCUCCGGAGUCAAGAAAGACGCAGUGCGAGUCCCCAGCCUGUCAUUCUGGAUUCUGACGGUGACACCACCUUCAGCAAGUUGGGCGGUGGGCCUGGAGAAGACUCGCCAGUCGCCGAAGGAAAUAACUUGAACGGUCAGAAAGACGAAGAGAACGAUAUGUUCUCUGAAAAUUACAAUGCAUCCUCGCCUAAAUCCCGAUCUUUGUCCAGAAGUCUCAUCCAUGAGAAUCCAGCCCUCAACGACAAUUGGGACGAUGCCGAAGGCUACUACAAAGUUCGGAUCAGCGAGGUCCUCGACCAGAGGUAUGAAGUAUAUGGAUACACCGGACAAGGCAUGUUCUCGAGUGUGGUUAGAGCUCGAGACAAAGCUCGAGCGAACGCCGAGGUCGCCAUCAAAAUCAUACGUAAUAACGACGUCACGCUGAAAUCCGGUCAAAAAGAACUAGAAAUCCUGAGAAAGCUGAACGAUGCCGAUCCGGACGAUAAGUACCACUGUCUGCGACUGCAUCGUCAUUUCUCGCAUCGUCAACACCUCUGUCUCGUGUUCGAGUCACUGAGCAUGAAUCUCAGAGAGAUCCUCAAGAAGUACGGUAAGGAUGUGGGUCUCCACAUCAAGGCCGUCCGGUCAUACGCACAUCAACUCUUCCUGGCGCUGCGUCUCCUCAAGAAAUGUAACAUCCUACAUGCCGAUAUUAAACCCGACAAUAUUCUCGUCAACGAGAACAAGCUACAGCUGAAACUCUGUGAUUUCGGCUCCGCGUCCUUCGCGUCCGACUCGGAAAUUUCGCCCUACCUCGUGUCGCGAUUCUAUCGUGCCCCCGAGAUUAUCAUGGGCAUAGGCCAUGAAUUCGGCAUCGAUCUCUGGUCAGUUGCGUGCACUCUGUACGAGCUUUACACUGGGCGGAUAAUGUUCCAAGGCAAAACCAAUAACGAAAUGUUGAAACUGUUCAUGGAGCUCAAGGGUCGGUUCCCCAACAAACUCGUUAAGAAGAUACCCGAGAUCCUUCGGAACAAGCAUUUCAGUUUCGACAUGAACUUCAUGUACUACGAAGUCGAUAAAGUCACUGAGAGGGAAAAAGUAAUCGAAAUGAAGAACAUAAAUCCUACGCGUGAUUUGGGAACGGAGCUAUUCGGCGCCAAUCUUCCUGCGGCUCAGCUGAAUAAGGUUCAACAGCUCCGGGAUCUCUUGGACAAGAUUCUCGCCAUCGAUCCACAGAAGAGACUCACGAUAAACCAAGCUCUCCAGCAUGUUUUCAUCACGGAGAAGAUCUGAGAUCCGAGCAAAGCGCGUGAAGUUCACCAGACUGUUGGGGAGCUCUGAUACGAUUCAAUAUCGACUUAUUAAAUGGGCUGCGAAUGUUUUACUGUCUCGUCGUGAGUCUUCUGCCGUAUUCUUCUGUCUCCCCAAAGAUCGUUUAUUCGAUUUUGACGAGGGAAUAAUUCACUUCGGAUCUUUUAUGCGACUCGACGGGACUCCAUUGCCCAAAUGCCCCCUCCCCCCUCUCCCUGAGACUUCAUUGUGUACACACCGCAUCGUCGAGAGAUUACAUUAAGGGACCUGUUAAACUUGUACAAAACAACAGUAAUUACAGAGAGAGCUCGGCCGGUUAUCUGAUAUUGAGCCCUGUGAGCGACUUCCAUUCAGAUAUCGUGGAGUCUUUCAUUUCUAAGGAAGACCGUCGAACACGAGAACCAAUGACCCGUGUUGAAAUGAAACUCUUCUCCCGAUUGGAACGCAUCCGCUCGCGCAAGAACAAUAAACUGGAAUAAAUGAUG
Messenger RNA from Galendromus occidentalis (western predatory mite), 3011 nucleotides. RefSeq names its product serine/threonine-protein kinase prp4. Lineage: Eukaryota; Metazoa; Arthropoda; Arachnida; Mesostigmata; Phytoseiidae. Gene Ontology annotation, molecular function: protein serine/threonine kinase activity; ATP binding. Bases 52 to 2508 code for a protein of 818 amino acids. The transcript is spliced from 11 exons. Gene Ontology annotation, biological process: mRNA cis splicing, via spliceosome; peptidyl-serine phosphorylation; peptidyl-threonine phosphorylation. The record is from RefSeq and is a predicted model, not a curated record.